CGCGACUCUGUACAGGAUGCCAUCGGCGGCCGCCUCGACUCCCUCUCCGUCUGGCGCCAUGUUCCUAAAGAAGCUAUUCGACAUGAUGCACACAACACCGCCCAGCAUUGGCGGGUGGUGCCAGGGCGGCACCGCGUUCGAGAUAAAAAAGCCCAAAGAGUUUGCCCACCUUAUGCUCCCCAAGUACUUCAAACACAGCAAGUUGUCGAGCUUUGUGCGGCAACUCAACUUUUACGGGUUUCAAAAGUGCAAAAAGGAAGUGCUCCUGGUGGCGCACGAAACGGAUGAGUCGAAGACGUGCCUGACGUUCUUUCAUCAGCAUUUCGUCCAGCACAAACCGCACCUGAUGAACAAGAUCAAGCGCAAAACAAACUACACGGAGAUCGCUAGCGACGGGUCGACCGUCGACGAGGUCGAGGAGCUGCGCCACGAAGUCUCCGACAUCAAAUCCACACUCUCGGCGCUGUCAGCACAACUCGGCCAACUCGCUCAGCUCGUCUCUUCGAUGGCCCCCCUCCCGACAGCACCCGUCAAAGCAUCCCUUCCGCUUGCGCUGCCGCGACUUGAGAAGCAGAACUCCCUCAUCGACGCCCUCGAGUAUUUAGAGGACGACGGCGCCGCCCCGACAUCGUCGUCGCACGGGUUGCAGCCACUCGACACGACGUACCUGGCGCCGCUGUUUGUCAAGUGCGAUGGAUCAGACACAAUGAUCUACCAGUGUUAAAAUGUAAAUGUCCGUCGAAAUCCCUA
Molecule: messenger RNA, 750 nt
Organism: Aphanomyces invadans
Lineage: Eukaryota; Oomycota; Saprolegniomycetes; Saprolegniales; Verrucalvaceae
Exons: 1
Coding region: 17-724 (235 amino acids)
Biological process (GO): regulation of DNA-templated transcription
Molecular function (GO): DNA-binding transcription factor activity; sequence-specific DNA binding
Source: RefSeq, a predicted model, not a curated record